Molecule: messenger RNA, 1727 nt
Organism: Oryza sativa Japonica Group (Japanese rice)
Lineage: Eukaryota; Viridiplantae; Streptophyta; Magnoliopsida; Poales; Poaceae
Product: wax ester synthase/diacylglycerol acyltransferase 11
Biological process (GO): triglyceride biosynthetic process
Cellular component (GO): plasma membrane
Molecular function (GO): diacylglycerol O-acyltransferase activity
Source: RefSeq, a predicted model, not a curated record
CACUCGUCUCAUUUCUGGCCUAUAUAUCGGAACAUGUGUUUCGGUCUAGCUAGGCGGUGGACGCGCGCAUGCCCAUGCAAAACCAGCUCAGCUCACUACACUACACUUUCUCUAGCUAGCUAGCGCGCGACGGGCGACGCAGUUAAGCCGCGGCCCACACGAGAUGAACGCGGCGGGUGCAGACACCGACACCGUCCUGCGGAAGCGGCAACUCACCGUCCGCACGACGAGCAGCAACGGCGGCAAUGGGUUCCGGGUCGGCGGCGGCAAGGGGGCGGCGGCGGCGACGCCGCCGGAGCCCGUCAGCCCCUCCGCGCGGCUCCUGGAGGACUUUUUCAUCGUCGUGGUGAUCGGCAUUGCCACGCCGGUGAACGACCCCGUCGCCCGCGCCGGCAUCGCCGCCCAGUUCGCGCGCUACCCACGCUUCCGCAGCAUCCAGGUGACGGAUGAGGACGGCGGCAACCCGCGGUGGGUGCGGACGACGCUGAACGUGGACGACCACAUCAUCUACCCGGAGCUGGACAUGGACGCGGUGGCGGCCGACCCGGACAAGGCGGUGGAGGACUACGUGGCGUCGCUGUCCACCAAGCCCAUGGACGAGUCGCGGCCGCUGUGGGAGUUCCACGUGCUGGACUUCCCGACGUCGGAGGCGGCGGCCACCACGGCGAUCCGCGUGCACCACUCCCUCGGGGACGGCAUGUCGCUGCUCACGCUCCUCAUGGCAUGCACCCGCAGCGCCGCCGACCCGGCGAGGCUGCCCGCCAUGCCGCCGCAGCCGACGCGCACCGGCGCGAUCUACGCGCGGCCCAGGCCGCCGGCGUCGGCGGGCGCGCUGGCGUUCGCUGCGUGGCUCUGGUCGUUCGUCGCGCUGGCGUGGCACACCGUGGUGGACGUCGCGAGCUUCUUCGCCACGACCAUGUUCCUCAAGGACCCGCACACGCUGUUCAAGCGGGUGAAGCACGGGGAGUUCCAGCGGAAGCGCAUCGUGCACCGGGGGCUUAGCUUUGAUGACGUCAAGCUCGUCAAGAACGCCAUGAACUGCUCAAUGAUGUGCUGGUUGGGAUCACGUACUCUGCACUGUCACGAUAUUACUAACGGAAGUCAGGCAUACGUAGAUAUGAUCAAUUCUGGCAGAGAGGAUGAAGUGAAAUGGGGAAACGCACUUGGUUUCAUAAUCCUCCCGUUCUUCAUAGGCAUGCACAAGGAUCCACUAGACUACGUUCGUAAAGCCAAGAAGGUUGUUGAUAGGAAGAAGAGCUCGUUAGAAGUGGUAUUCACUCAUUUAGCUGCAGAAGUGAUCCUCAAACUUUUUGGGCUCAAGGCAGCAGCUGCUAUCUUCCAUCGUAUGAUCUCUCAUACUACCAUAUCAUUCUCCAACAUGAUCGGCCCAGUUGAACAGGUGGAGUUUUGUGGGCAUCCAGUUGUCUUCAUUGCCCCUAGCGGCUAUGGACCUCCAGAAGCCUUAACCGUGAAUUUUCAAAGUUACGUUAACACCAUGAUGGUAAAUCUUGCCGUGGACGAGGCACAAUUUCCAGAUUGUCAUGAGCUUUUGGAUGAUUUUUCCGAAUCCCUCAGGCAGAUAAAGGAUGCAGCUUUGAGCCUAGGAAAGCAUCACACCAAGGCUUAAGGCACUACUUAAUCAUUGCACACAUGCAUGUAUUCGUAAGAAUGAUUGUACCCCCUCCGUACUCGUAAAGGAAGUCGUUUAGGAUAAUAUUUAAGUCAAA